CACAGCCAAGCGCGCCUGCUCCGAUGGACAAAACAGUGUCUCCUACUCCAGCGAGCAAGGAACCGGCACAAGAGCGCUCGCCCGACCUCUCCUACUCCUUGUUCCCGGCUCCUAUGGACUGGUCUCAAUACAUUGAUGAUACACCACCCAAGCCUAAAUCUAGCCUCAAGUCUGCCCUCAAGACCACACCCAAGGCUCCAACCGCAGCUCCCGAGUCUCCAGCCGAUACACCGACUCCCGAGGAUUCUGCCGCGCUCAGAACCGAAGCCAGUGUGCCCCGAGGCCGCAGCACCGCCCAGGAAGCGGCCAGUACCUCCACCCCGAUGCGGAAAAAGCGCAAGCGGGCCCCUUCCCCUGAUGUGAUCCCUAACCCACCUGGAUGUAGCUACGGUCUACACCCGGACUAUUUCGGUUACAAUUCUGACAUUGACGAUGAAGGAGACGACGAAGACGAAGAACUUGCGCCAGCAACCGAACCCCAAAGAGAGGAUGAGAAAGGAAAGUCUGCUGUCCGCAGUAUCCUUCGUUCCGAGCGCCCAUUGUCGAAGAGAGUCCGAUUUGAUGCGAGCCCCCAGGACACUCCAUCCAAGCUUAGGAUGAAGCCCCGUGCCACCGACCCGUACACUGGAGAGCACUUCAUCGGCAUGGAUAUUUCUCCCGAGUCCAGUAACUCAAUUCCAACAGUGGCUCCCACCCCGAACCCCCAGGCCAAGCAGCCCACCGUUUACCCGGAUCCUCGAAGUCGCCCAGGCUUCGUUCCCAAUCGUGAUGACGAUGAGGCUACCACACCAGGCUUUGUUCCCAACCGCACCGGUACAUUCGAGACUCCCUAUUCGGACGACCCUUCGGAGCCCAGUGCUUCCGCCCCUGAUGCUGUGCCCGACGCACAGACUGCCGAACAAACUGAGACUCCGUCGCAGCCUGACGCUACUGAGAUCACGCCUCUGGAAGAAAAACAAGCUAUCGUUCCUCCUUCGACUCCAGCCAAGGUUGAAGAUGAAGCUCUUGCUAGGGUUCGCUUGCAAGCGGAGAAGUACAAACCCAAGACGCCAAGUGGACUUCGCACUGCGAGCCGCUAUUCCACCCCCUCGACCAUUGCUGCUACUCCUGACGCUAUUUCCGCAUUGGUCCCCGCCCCCGCAUCCGUCCCCGCUUUCGCACCUGUUCCCGCUCUCGAUUUCGAGGGUGCAUCCGACGCCGAAGACUUUGGUGAUGAUCAGUUUGCCCGUGAUGCUCAGUGGCUUUACGAGAACUGUCCUACAGGAGACCUCUCCGAGCUCGUCUGGCCGGAUGCCGAGAACUACGAAGCCAUGGGCUUCAGUACCGAGGCAGUCCGCAUCGCUAACGAGUUGUGGGAUCCUUCAGUGGUUGACCACGCUUACGAUAACAUUUGGACUCCCGGUUUGGAGGCGUUCAGACGCGAAAUGGAAACCGUUUCCUCGCACGCUACACUCACAUAGACUUCUUUAGGUUGUCGUUCCUCAUGUCCAUGGCUCUGGGUAUUACAAUCGUCUUCACUCAUAAGUCCUGGUCAAUAUCAUUAUGGCCAAAUUACAGUCAGAUCAGUACGGUCGAUAUCUGCAUUUGAAUGGUUGUCAGGCUAAUUACACGUCGUUGAUCAUAUCUUCUUUGCCACAAGAUUGUGGCUACCUCGUUGGCAUUGCUGUCAGGCUUAUCACGUCGUUGAUCAUAUCUUCUUUACCGCAAUCUUCUUUGCCGCAAGACUGUGGCUAUCUUCAUCAUGGUGGAAUGUUCCUCGGCUUUGAAUUGUUCAAGGAGUUUGUGAUACCAUCGCUUUUUUUUUUGUUUGAUUUAAUUUGCAAAGCAUUCUCGGUGUUGUCUGUUUUUCCAAACCGCUUUGCGUGUAUCGAGUUGCACUAGCGUUUUAUUAUUCACACAUACACAAGCAAAGGAAUUGAU
This is a messenger RNA of Aspergillus saccharolyticus JOP 1030-1, 1920 nucleotides long. RefSeq lists its product as uncharacterized. The coding region runs from base 24 to 1460 and encodes 478 amino acids. The record is from RefSeq and is a predicted model, not a curated record. The transcript has 3 exons. NCBI's taxonomy places the organism in Eukaryota, Fungi, Ascomycota, Eurotiomycetes, Eurotiales, Aspergillaceae.